AUGAAGAUCUUAGCGCACGUCCCUUUGAAGCGCUCCCCCGAUGGACAGUGUCUCUUCGCCGAUGCCGAGCUGCCAAAUGUUGUCUUUGAAGUUGCAUACAGCCAGGACCCAAAGCAACUCCCCAAGCUCGCCAAAGGGUAUAUCCAUCAUUCCUGGGGAGAUAUUAAGGCAGUUCUUUGUUUUACCAUCGCAAAGUCGAAGGAGUCCACCGUUUCAGUGUGGGAGCCUGCAUUCUACCCAGAAGCAGGCAGCGAUGAGGUCACGAUGGAGAUAGAGCAGGUGGCCAAGUCACAAGUAUGUCCAUAUUUGUCCAUCAAUAGGAUCGAUCAACUGACAGUCCUAGUCUUCCGAACAGCUGACGGAACCCCGAUCAAUCAGGACUACGAACUUGUCCUCGAUCUUCACGACUUUAUCCCUGAUCCAGAUUGCGAUAGGUACCCGAACCCCCCCAUCUCGAUUCCGUACUCGAAGCUGUACGAAUCCCUCUUGGAAGCCGAACGGCGGUCUAAGCCGCGCCGCAAAUUCUCGCACUCCAAGCGCGGUGUGAAGCGGAGUCGCCUGUCCUCGGAUUCCGUUGAAUCCGUGGCUGAGGAGGACAGAAAGCAGUGGAAUGCCAAGGAUCGCGCGACGAGGGACAAGCGAGAUGCAGAAGACUGGGAUUAUCUGGAACUCAACGAUGAACAGACACCCAACGUCGAACAGAUACUCGAUGACGAGCACAGACUCAAUGACGAACAGAGACCUGCUAAACGUUCACAACAGGGACGUGCCUGCACCAAGCCCCCUAUCGUGGAGUUGGACUCUAAUGAAGCCGCGGCAUCUUGA
Messenger RNA from Fusarium fujikuroi IMI 58289, 825 nucleotides. RefSeq lists its product as uncharacterized. The record is from RefSeq and is a predicted model, not a curated record. NCBI's taxonomy places the organism in Eukaryota, Fungi, Ascomycota, Sordariomycetes, Hypocreales, Nectriaceae. The transcript has a single exon. Bases 1 to 825 code for a protein of 274 amino acids.